This is a messenger RNA of Salvia miltiorrhiza (redroot sage), 1407 nucleotides long. Its product is annotated as AP2-like ethylene-responsive transcription factor At1g16060. The record is from RefSeq and is a predicted model, not a curated record. Gene Ontology annotation, molecular function: DNA binding; DNA-binding transcription factor activity. Gene Ontology annotation, biological process: regulation of DNA-templated transcription. The transcript has 8 exons. Lineage: Eukaryota; Viridiplantae; Streptophyta; Magnoliopsida; Lamiales; Lamiaceae. Bases 162 to 1091 code for a protein of 309 amino acids.
AAGUGUGAUACACAUAUAUAUAGCCCACAGCUAGAUACAAUCUCACUCAACAUAAACGCGGCCGCCGUUGAAUCCGCCACCCUUCCUCCGCCCUAAUCCGCCAUUUCCUACCCUCAUUCAUUCGCCAUUGCCGACCUCCCUUCCAAUUAAACUGUAAUUUCAUGGCGCGGUCCUCAAAGCAGAAGAAUCGCCCCCUCGCCGCCGCCACCGCCGCCGAGAUUUCCGACAAUGACCGCCGCGACGGGAAGAGAAAGCGGAAAAGUGCACCUAGAGAGUCUCCGCAACAACGCAGCUCCAUUCACAGAGGCGUUACGAGGCACCGGUGGACAGGGCGUUUUGAAGCUCAUUUAUGGGAUAAGGAUUGCUGGAAUGAGUCACAAAACAAAAAAGGAAGACAAGUAUAUUUAGGGGCCUACAAUGACGAGGAAGCAGCAGCUCGUGCUUACGACUUGGCUGCACUGAAAUAUUGGGGGCAAGACACCACUUUAAAUUUCCCACUGCCCACCUAUCAAAAAGAGCUUCAAGAAAUGGAGGGGCAGUCAAAGGAAGAAUACAUAAGUUCAUUAAGAAGAAAAAGCAGUGGUUUUUCUCGUGGCGUAUCAAAAUACCGAGGCGUAGCAAGGCAUCAUCAUAAUGGAAGAUGGGAAGCUCGUAUUGGCAGGGUGUUUGGCAACAAGUACCUCUACCUUGGCACAUAUGCCACUCAAGAAGAAGCAGCAGCUGCAUAUGACAUGGCAGCAAUAAAAUACCGUGGAAAUAAUGCAGUUACCAAUUUUGACCUCAGCCGUUACAUUAAUUGUAACAUGGAUGAUAAUAGCCCCAUAGCCCGGGAAAGCCCAACCGCGGCCGAGGCCGAGGCCGCCGCGUCUCCGCCGCUCCCCAUCGGGAGCGGCGGCGAGGCGUUAGGGCUCCUUUUGCAGUCCAGCAAGUUCAAAGAAAUGAUGGAGCCGAAUCCGCCGCGUAGUAGCUUCCCCGACGACAUACAAACAUCCUUCGAUUUUCAAGAUUCGAGCACCUAUGCCGAUGAAAACGACAUCAUAUUCAGUGACUAUGAUUUCUUGUCAAUGUUUCAAUGUGGCCUCGACGAGUGAUUUUUUUUGGUUACAUAUAUAGUUUAUUUUUCCUAAUCAUUGAUGAUGAUAUCAAUGUACAUUAUUUGGUCUAGGGUGAGAAAGAAAGAAAGAGGAGAAGAAAUGAAUAAUUAAGAAAGUGAGGUUUUUUUUAACGAUUUUCUACACUUAGGUGAUUGGAUGAAUUAGUUUAUUUGUACACUCUAUCUCAAUUAUAGAUGGAGAUUGGGAAUGUUUUAAGAUUUUAUUUGGUUAUUGGUUUGUAAACAUGGAUUCAUAUGUAGAAAUUCAUUUUUGCUUCAAUGUGAUAAUAAAAUUAAUGUUCUUUUCUUCGUCA